CAUGCGAGGUGGCCAGGGCCGGGAGAGAAGGCACAUGCGCAAGUGUUUGUGCACGCUCGCUCCCACGAAACCCGGCCAUCUCUGCAGCCGGAGGAUAGAUAAUAACUGCGCUUUUGCGGCCACCACUCCGGACAUUACAGCAGUGGCCGUAACCCCUAAAAACGGGGUUAUAAACAUGACAUUUACAGGAGUUACAUCCACAUUUGAAAAUGAAAGUAUAUUCAAGAAACGUUUACUGGAGGCCAAGGAAUGGAUAUAAAGUGGAUUGUGGAGGUGAGACAUCCCCUUUAAGGAGCCUCCCCAGUGCUUCCUUAAUAACGCCCCCUUCCCCCGCUGAGCUCCUCUUACCUGUCCUGGUACAUUGGCAGUCGGAACAGAGAAGAGAGUCUGCACUGCUGGGCUGAGGAGAAGAUGUCCUCCCGAGUAGAUCUUCCAUGGAUUGACCUACGCUGGAGUCUAGUCUGCACAGAAGACGAUGGCGAACAUCUUGAUAAGAACUUACGAGAACAGAGACUAUGACGUCGUACUUGAGAUAUUUGCCCGGGGGAUAAUGGACUACCUCCCCAGUACCAGCAUGUAUCUGCUGGGGCUUCAUCAGGUUCAUGUGAUUAUCCUUGUGUCGUUCAUCAUCUUCUACUUGGUCUUCAGCUCUUUCCUUGUGUCUUUGUUGGGUGUGGUGGCCCUUUUGGCUGGAGCUCGACUUCUUCUUGAAUUUGUCUUUCAUAAGAUUAUAAAGAAGGCCCACAAGUUGGACUUACAGAACAUAGAAGAGUCCUACAUGUCUGGGCAGAAUUCCUGCUUUUGGGUGGCAGAAGUCAAUGGUCGGGUUGUUGGUAUGGUUGGUGUCAAACCUGUCCAAGGAUCUCCUCAUGAAGUGGAACUGAGACGACUGUCUGUGGCCAAGGAGCACCGGCACAAGGGGAUUGCUAGAAGGCUUUGCAUGCACGUCAUUGACUAUGCCCAUCAACGUGGAUAUGAACACGUGACUUUAAAUACCUCGACCAUACAACAUGCGGCUCAUAAGCUCUACCUGAAAUUGGGAUUUAGGAAAACAAAAUCCAAGCCGGUGUCAGACCCAUUCGGAAGACUGGUAGAUGUGACUGUCACCUAUUACACGUAUGAUAUAAAGGCAUAACUUGUACCCCCAAAGUUCUAGGAACAGAGAAUGUUGUGAAUACAUGAUCUUUUGACUUGUUUCCUAGAUCUUGGUGUUUAUAUGUUCUGAUUAUAUAUGGACAGAAACUUGUUCUAGGCUUUGACCUUUCUGUAACCAGAGAUGAUCUCUUGGGGUAUGUUCACAUUGCAGGUUUGAAAGAAUGUCUGAGGCAGAAAUCUGAAGCUAAGCCUUGGAUUCUGCCAUUAAUUUACAAUGUGCACUGUCACACAUCCAACCACUGAUUCACCCCUUCCAAUCUCAUGGAAAUUGCAAGGCAUGUCAAUGCUUGUGUGAAGGUUCUCGUUCAUCCAGGUCAGUAGUAAUUAGUCAAACCAACUGGACUUUUAUUUUGUUCCUUGAAGACACCUUACCAGUCUUCCAACUGGCUUUCUCAGUUACAAUAACUUGAACUAAAAAUCUCCACCAUUAAAUACUACUGACUCAUGCUUCAGUCUGCCUAAUCUGUUUAUCAUAAUCACUACAAGGUCUAGGACUUUAUUAAAGGGGUGUGACAGUAAUUCUGCCACUUACCAUGCUGUUCUAAUACUUCUCCCGAGGCAGUUUAAUCACACAUCAUACAAAUGCUAUCAACACAUUACCUCUAUGAAGUCCUUGACCUUGUAGUGUUUAUGAUAUUAUGAUAUUAUUAGAUUAUUCUCAGAAAGCCAGUUAGAUGACCAGCAAAGCGUCUUCAAGGAAAGAACUGCCAGUCCACUUGUUGUGACUUUACUACUGAUACAUGUCAAUACCUUCUUAUAUCAUAUGGAUUUCAAAUCUGCAUCUGUGUGUGAACUACGAUGCGGUUUCCUACUGAAGAGAAUGUGAAGCAGAAUACAUGUGGAUUUCGACUGAUAUGGGCAACUAUUUGGUUCGCUUUUAGGGGCUUCUUACUCGUUCCUUCUCCCACAUAGGAGACAAUGAUGACCUACAUGCCACUAGUCACACAGAAGACAAAAUACACAAUGAGAUGAACUUUCUUAUGUUACUGCAGAAUAUAAUAUCUAUCAGUACUUAUAGGAUCCAGGGGCGGAUAUACCGCCUGUGCAGCUGGUUUAG
Molecule: messenger RNA, 2212 nt
Organism: Bufo gargarizans (Asiatic toad)
Lineage: Eukaryota; Metazoa; Chordata; Amphibia; Anura; Bufonidae
Product: probable N-acetyltransferase camello
Exons: 2
Coding region: 476-1135 (219 amino acids)
Molecular function (GO): N-acetyltransferase activity
Source: RefSeq, a predicted model, not a curated record